GACUGUUCGCGCGUCCAAUCCGGAUUUGAGCGACUGAUCCUGUUUGUUGUUUGUCGUAACCAUUGCGCAACCGUUGCUUCAUAAUGCAGACCAAACACUUUUUCUCGGACCCGAACCACUUGGUUCUUACUGCAUUGCACUCCCUCACUCUGACGAACCCGUCUCUGGCUUUUGACCGCGAACACAAGAUCAUCUUCCGCCGCCCGGAUUCCCUCAAGAAAUCCAAGGUUGCCAUUGUUUCCGGUGGAGGUUCCGGCCAUGAACCCGCCUUUGCCGGCUACGUCGGUCAGGGCUUCCUAGAUGCCUCUGCUGCCGGCACCAUCUUCGCCUCUCCGUCCGCGGAGCAAAUCCGGAAGGCGGCGCUGGACUGCGUCGACAACGAGAAGGGCGUCCUGAUCAUCCCCAUGAACUACACCGGCGAUGUCUUGAACUUCGGUAUGGCCGCCGAGAAGGCCCGAGCUGCGGGCAUCAAGACCGAAUUCUUCGCCAUCAACGACGACGUCGGUGUCGGCAAGAAGAAGGGCGGAAAGGUCGGCCGACGUGGUAUCGGCGGUGGAAUUCUCAUUCUGAAGAUCGUCAGUGCUCUGGCUGAGGCUGGUGCUUCCCUGGAAGAGGUUUAUGCCACCGCUCAGCUGGCCAACGCUCAUCUUGCAUCCGUGGGCUCUUCGUUGGAGCAUGUCCACGUUCCGGGCAGAGGUGUCCCCGAGGAUUCGAUUCCCGAGGGUGAAAUCGAAGUCGGUAUGGGUAUUCACAAUGAGCCCGGAUCUCACCGCGUCAAGGCUACUCUUCCGGAGCUUGUGCAGACCAUGCUUUAUCAAAUCCUGGAUCACAAUGACCCCGACCGCGCUUACCUCACUCAUAAGCAGGGGGAUGAGUUCGUCCUGCUGAUCAACAACCUGGGCUCUGUCAGCACCCUGGAACUGGCCGGUAUUACCGAUGAGGUCUACCGCCAGCUCGAGCGAGACCACAGCAUCAAACCCGUCCGAGUCAUCCAGGGAACUUUCUUGACCAGCUUGAACGGGUUGGGCUUCAGCAUCUCUCUUCUGAAGCUGGCCGACACCGGACUCGGCGCUGGCAAGACGUUCCUGGAGCUCCUUGAUGCUCCUGCCGAGGCAGUUGGCUGGUCUGCCCCCAUUGCUUCGUCUACAUGGGCCGCUCACCAAAGUGAUGCUCCCGUGAAGGUCAGGCCGACGAAGCUUGCUGAGGAGAUCCCCAGCAACCUGAAGGUGGAUGUGGCCGUCCUCAAGAAGGUCUUGGGAUCCGGUCUCAAGCGUGUCAUUGAUGCCGAGCCCUUGGUCACUCGCUACGACACCAUCGUCGGAGACGGUGACUGCGGUGUCGGUCUCAAGCGUGGCGCACAGGCUAUCCAGGCCCUCCUUGACGACCCUUCAUCUAAGAUCACCGAUGAUGUGGUCAACGCCGUGAACCAGAUCGUCACCGUUGUUGAGAACACUAUGGACGGUACCUCGGGUGCCAUCUAUGCGAUCUUCCUGAACGCUCUUGCACACGGUCUUCGCGAGCAAGACCCCAGCUCGCCUAGUCCCGCCACCGCGGACGUCUGGUCCAAGGCCCUCAGUCACUCUCUCAAGGCCCUUUCAAAAUACACCCCCGCCCAGCCCGGCGACCGGACCCUGGUUGACGCUCUGGUCCCUUUCUGCAACACUCUCCUUGAGACCAAGGACGUUCGCGCCGCCGCCAAGGCCUCGCAAGAGGGCACCGAAUCCACGAAGAGCAUGAAGGCCAGCCUUGGUCGCUCCGUCUACGUGGGUGGCGAGGAAGAAUGGGUUGGCAAGGUCCCUGACCCUGGUGCCUACGGACUCAGCGAGUUCUUGUCCGGCAUUGCUGAUGCUGCCUAAAUUACCGGAGUCGCCUGGCUCAGACCUAUCUAUAUUCGGGACAUGCUUCAUUUCGAAGCCUUGCAGCAAAAUAAUAUAUUAUCAAGGGUUUUAUAAUUCUUUUCCGUCUUAUUUGGCUUGAGUUAUGCUUUAAAUUUCCUAUUCGUUUCCUAUUUUUUAAUUUGGGUGAAAGAUAAUAUUACAUUGAGUACAAUUUUCAUGCACUCG
This is a messenger RNA of Aspergillus steynii IBT 23096, 2063 nucleotides long. Its product is annotated as putative dihydroxyacetone kinase (DakA). Gene Ontology annotation, cellular component: cytosol. Gene Ontology annotation, biological process: glycerol catabolic process. The record is from RefSeq and is a predicted model, not a curated record. Gene Ontology annotation, molecular function: glycerone kinase activity; ATP binding. The transcript is spliced from 5 exons. Bases 84 to 1856 code for a protein of 590 amino acids. NCBI's taxonomy places the organism in Eukaryota, Fungi, Ascomycota, Eurotiomycetes, Eurotiales, Aspergillaceae.